AUGUAUCCUUCUUCCUCCUCCUCUUCCUCUUCGUCCUCCUCUUCUCAGUCCAUGAGCCACGCGCCAACUGGCCUCACGCGCUACGGCUCCGCACCGGGCUCUCUCCUCACCACCACCGUCGAUGCUCUCAUCGGAGGAUCACGCCCCACCCCCACCCCCACCCCUUACUAUUCCGGAGGAGACUCUUCCGACUCCACCUGCAAAGACCAAACAUCGUAUCACAACCACGCCCUCGGAUCCGCCUUGCUCCGUCAGAAAAGCUCUCCCGCCGGCUUCCUCUCCCACCUAGCAUCCACAGCCACCGCCCCCACCCCCAAUCACAACCACAAUGGAGCGGGGUUCACAAUCACGCGGGGUUCUCGGCUGAAGUCCCAGCUGAGCUUCACGGGUCACUGCCAAGAAUCUCUCUGCGGCGGCGAUAACACUAACAAUGUGGUGCUUGGCGAUCAUGCCACCUUCGGAAUGGAGCCUUGGGACGGUUCUCAUUCUCAUUCUAAUUCCAUCGCCUUUUCCGCUCCUCCAACUAAGCGCUCCAAAAGCUCCAACUCCAGCGAGCAAGACAUUCUCCAUUGCCUCAACGCCUUGGAAUCUCAGUUUAGCCUUCCGCAGACCACUCUCGAAAUGGCAACUGUCGAGAAGCUCUUGCACAUUCCUGAAGAUUCCGUCCCUUGUAAAAUCCGUGCUAAGCGAGGCUGUGCCACUCAUCCCCGCAGCAUUGCCGAGCGGGAGAGAAGAACCAGAAUAAGUGGAAAGCUCAAGAAAUUGCAGGACCUUGUACCUAAUAUGGAUAAGCAAACAAGCUAUGCAGACAUGCUCGAUUUGGCCGUUCAGCAUAUUAAAGGUCUUCAAACACAGGUUCAGAAGCUUCACAAAGAACUUGAGAAUUGCACUUGCGGAUGCACACAAAGCAAAUAACAUAUUGUUUUACCAGAUUCUAUGCAAACGCGCAUAGAAGUCAAGGUUUUGACGGCAAAGCAGGAAAACUGAUUUUGUACCGACCUACUUAAAUGAAUAAUGAAGGAACCGAACGUCUGUAGAUUGUCAAUUCUACAAUUGUACAUGUAUGUUGUAAUAUGGUAGUCUAGGAAAAUUUGUUCGUUUUCUUCAAGAAUUGUCUUUUUUAAAGUCCAGGUUGAUUUUCUUUGGAGGUUGUUUCUUCCUUUGUUUGGAUAAGUAUGGUACAAGGAGUGAUUAAUUUAAUUUUUGGAAUCAUGACCAGAGUAGAAGUGAGAAUGGGAUGAAUUAGAGAAUGAAACAUCCAAUCCUGUUCAAAAUUUGAUCCAGUUAGGAAUGAAAUAUAUUUUGUCUCGUUUCCUUA
Messenger RNA from Vigna angularis (adzuki bean), 1318 nucleotides. RefSeq names its product transcription factor bHLH128. The transcript is spliced from 5 exons. NCBI's taxonomy places the organism in Eukaryota, Viridiplantae, Streptophyta, Magnoliopsida, Fabales, Fabaceae. Gene Ontology annotation, biological process: regulation of transcription by RNA polymerase II. Gene Ontology annotation, cellular component: nucleus. Bases 1 to 915 code for a protein of 304 amino acids. The record is from RefSeq and is a predicted model, not a curated record. Gene Ontology annotation, molecular function: RNA polymerase II cis-regulatory region sequence-specific DNA binding; protein dimerization activity; DNA-binding transcription factor activity, RNA polymerase II-specific.